Haliotis rufescens (red abalone) is the source of this 2794-nucleotide messenger RNA. RefSeq lists its product as uncharacterized. NCBI's taxonomy places the organism in Eukaryota, Metazoa, Mollusca, Gastropoda, Lepetellida, Haliotidae. The transcript is spliced from 4 exons. The record is from RefSeq and is a predicted model, not a curated record. The coding region runs from base 175 to 1740 and encodes 521 amino acids.
UGUUGCUUCGUAGUAGACAGCCCCAUGUCCAUUAUGAUCACUGUUUAUCACUCACAGAUAUACACGCCCACACAAAUCACGCAGAUUGUAACGUUCAGUGGAAUCAUUAGUAGUUCCCUAUACUUAUCUUACUUGGCGUCCCCGAGCUGGAACUAGUCUGUCAUCGUACACGAUAUGAAUGUCAUACGAUGUCGCGUACUGCGGAGUGUCGAGGUGGGUGUCGUCAUAACGUUGUUCUCCGCAAUGUUCUUGUAUGUCAUGUGGCAGACGUUGGGGACAUGCGACCCCAACAUUGCCCCCAUCCUUACCUCUUGCACCACAGACCAUGCCCCACCCCUAGACCCGGUGGAAGGGUCAAAGAGAGGUAUCAUCACCCCCGUGUACAUAGUGGAAGAACAUCACGAAGUGUUACUCUACUGGUUUGACGCUGCUGAGAAGGGUUUCAUCAAACGGACAGGAAAUGUGUUGCUCCACAUCGACGGCCAUUCCGAUGCCGCAACUCCAGAGCAGCGCGGCAUCUUGCCUUUCUUCAGGUUUCCAACAGUACGGGACAUCUACAACAUGAUGCAGAGAAACGACGUCUUCAUUGUCGCUGCGAGUUUCACCGGUCUCAUUAAGCGGUACAUCUGGGUAUGGCCACCAUGGGACGGUGCCGAUGCCAUGUCAGAUCACCACAUCGCCAAGGCCAAACUAGGAACUGUCUUUAGAGAAGAUCAAAAUGGAAACAUGAUAGAGGAUAUCUGCGGAUGUUUUCAGACAUACCCUGAGGAUCUUGUCUUGCCCAGAGGAGAACACUGUUUUAUGCCCAACAUUACAGACCUAUACAGCGAACAUGAGGAGGUUUCUAUAGAUAAGGAGAGGUGUAAGAUACGGGUGGACGAUGCAUUAGUGGAGAUAGUCUCAGAGGAGAAGGCUAUAGCGCUUAUGAAAACAGGUAACUGGAUUACCUCCCAUGACAGCGUCAUCCUUGACAUUGACGAGGACUACUACGGAUGCGAGGCUGCAGUUCAGCCUCUUUUUGAUGUCAAAGUCACACAGAAAAUGUUGAAUUGGAUCGAAUUCUUUGUCGGCCAUAUUUUCUGCCCAACACAACCGAGGCAGGAAUUGGAAGCAGAUAAGUUCUUCUCUAACCUCCUGGACAAAGUGAUUGACGUCAAAGUAAUGUGUAAACAAAGGCCUAAUGUAUCCCCACUUUGCAGAGACGACAACGCAAUGCGAGAACACUUGUUUAAAUCAGUUGACGCCAUUUUUCAGACUGUCGCCCAACGGAAAUUACGACGUGCCCUUUGUGGCCGUGAUAACUUUACAAAGGUGGCUUUAAGAGGUCUCAUGAAAAGAUUCAGUUCGUAUAACAUAGUCCAACUGAAAGCCGUGAAAGAAAAUGGAAUAUGUUUCUUUGUGACGCCGAGGACCUUGGACCCAGUGAAGGGCAUGCGCACAUGCGACGGCUUCAACAGACCAAACGAAACCGUUGUUACGUUCCACACGCCCACGACAGAGGAGGUGAGCUUCAGGACCAGCCAGCUCCGGGUGAUGCUGGGCGCGGCGGAGAUUCAGCCAGGUGUGGUCACUGUGUGUCGCUCUAUGAGGGACGGAUACACACCCAGGAAAUAUUUCCACGUCAUUGAACAAGAUGUCCUAGGUGUGUUGAAGGACGUGUUUCAGUCUGUUGAUGACACUGCUAUAUUUUACGACCCCUAUUUACUGGGCGGGACCUUCGGAUGGCCAAACAGACACUGACGAAGUUUAGAUUUGAUUACAAAUAUUGGUACAAUUAUGCAUAUCAGCUUGGGAUCUUAAAUGUAUAGAUGUAUUUUCGACAACAUUUGGUAGUAUCACUAUUUGAUAGUUUAGAUUUGAUUACAAAUAUUGAUACAAUUAUGCAUAUCAGCUUGGGAUCUUAAAUGUAUAGAUGUAUUUUCGACAACAUUUGGUAGUAUCACUAUUUGAUAGUUUAGAUUUGAUUACAAAUAUUGAUACAAUUAUGCAUAUCAGCUUGGGAUCUUAAAUGUAUAGAUGUAUUUUCGACAACAUUUGGUAGUAUCACUAUUUGAUAGUUUAGAUUUGAUUACAAAUGUUGAUACAAUUAUGCAUAUCAGCUUGGGAUCUUAAAUGUAUAGAUGUAUUUUCGACAACAUUUGGUAGUAUCACUAUUUGAUAGCUAUUUGUAGACUUAUGAUUUACGGUAGUCGGAAUCUUACAAUGAACUCUGCUUUUGGCAGAUAUUUCUUGUGAUUAUUGAAAGGUUUUUGUCGCUUUUAUUUGUUGCAAAUAACCCCUGAAGUAAAGCUCUCAUUAGUAAGUAUACAUUCAUUCACACAUAUGAUGGAUGUGGCGUAGCCUAGUGAUUAAAGCGUUCCCUCAUCACGCUGAAGACCCGGGUUCGAUACCCCACAUGGGUAUAAUGUGUGAAGCCCAUUGCUGGUGUCCCCCGCCAUGAUGAUGCUGGAAUAUUGCUAAAAGCGGCGUAAAAUACAACUCACCCACUCAUUUAUGCAUGUAAAGUGACACAUCCUCAACUUUCAGGGGUCGAUAUUCUUAGGAUGGUGCUGAAAAAUGUGUUCCCCAUAAUGUUUGAAAAACAUUAAUUUGAACAAAAUAAAUCGUGCUCCCCCGUGGCUAGCCGAAUAUUAGAUAGUAGAUCAUUCGGUUCUGGUGGCCAUCGAAAAUACAUAUCGAUAAGAAUGCAUUCGGCACCACAUCAUUCAGUUGAAGAUGACGAGGAUUCACUGUUUAUCACACAACCAGAAUUGUACGUUGAUAAAAUAGAAUUAAUAAAAUAUUCUCGUUUUCA